AUGUACUCCACACCCGCUCUUCUCGCUCUUGUGGCGUCCUUUGGGCCCUUGAUUUGGGCCCGCUCUAUUCCUUCGCAUUCCCGCUACCGCGGCUACUCCGCGGAACAUUCUGUAGCCAGUGUCUCCUACCUGCGUAACCAUCCCCGCCAAAGCUCUCAAGAUACGUGCGUCUAUAUCAACAGCACUACGCUAUCCUCCCUAGCUGUCCCCGGAUCUCUAUCCGACACUCUGGCUACCUUGAAUUCAUGCAUGUGUGUCAACAGCCUGCCGUCGCUUCUACAGUCCAAUCUCGAAGCGUCGUAUCUUCUCGGCACCACGAGCCUCUCGAUAAUGGAGCAAGCACUUGGAACAUACAUCACCGAUUCUCCUUACUCCCAGACAUGUAUAUACCCCGCAAACUCCCAGCCGAUGUGUUCGGCUGAUAAUGUCUGUGGGUUCUCGUGUACCCCGCCGUACAUCGUUACCGGCGACCAGUGCGUCUUGCAGGAAAUGGAAAGAAGGACGCACGAGUCGGCUCCGUUGAUUGCCUACCGCAAGAAGACUUGGCGGCUAGUGAAGCGGGCGGAAGCCCCUGAGGUUAUGAUCGCACAAUCUACGUGUGCAUCUCACGAAUCGGUUUGUGAUAACGUCGACGGCCCCGUGGAUGGCUUCCAGUGCAUCGACGUCAAGACCAGUCCGGAUAGUUGCGGCGGUUGCACGGUCCAGAGCCCUCUCGGCGAUCGUUCCGGAAGUGGCCCUGCUGGUGUCAAUUGUACGGCGAUCUCGCACGCUGAUGCCGUUUCCUGCGCCUCUGGAAAGUGUGCGAUCCACACUUGCUUAGCUGGCUGGUCCGUCAACGACGAAGGUACGGGAUGUAUCGAAGACCAGAACACUGCCAACGCUUCAACGCUUAGCCGUGAUCAGUCGACACUGUCGAUGCCGUCGCGCCGUGGCCUGCCAUACCAGCCUCAGCAAAACGAUAGUCGUACCGCGCCCGUGAAACCCCACUGGGUUCGGCGUGUCCUCAACAUUCGCUCAAUGCAGAAGCGCGAAGAUCAGCAUGUACAAGUGUCCAACUUCGAUCUCGAGAGCGACCACACAGACGGCGUUACUCGUGUCGGCUCCAAGCACAUCAACGCAGACUGGACGCGGAUCCCUGACUAUCGCAGAUACCUCAUCGUCUGA
Dichomitus squalens LYAD-421 SS1 is the source of this 1164-nucleotide messenger RNA. RefSeq lists its product as uncharacterized. Bases 1 to 1164 code for a protein of 387 amino acids. The transcript has 4 exons. The record is from RefSeq and is a predicted model, not a curated record. NCBI's taxonomy places the organism in Eukaryota, Fungi, Basidiomycota, Agaricomycetes, Polyporales, Polyporaceae.